AUGGGUUCGCGCAACGAAGCCACCAGGGGGAGUCUCAAGGUGUGCCAUGGGUGUUCAUCAAGCACUAAGUGUGACUGCAGUGGGCAAAAGGGAGAAAAGGGUGAUCGAGGUUUCCCAGGUUUGCAAGGCCAGCCCGGUUUGCCUGGUUUCCCUGGACCAGAAGGACCAGGUGGACCCCGUGGCGAAAAGGGUGAUAGUGGAUUUCCAGGGCCUACAGGACCCAAAGGCAUUCGAGGACCCCCAGGCUUACCAGGUUUUCCAGGAACACCAGGGCUUCCUGGGCUACCAGGUCAGGAUGGACCCCCAGGACUCCAAGGUAUCCCAGGAUGCAAUGGAACAAAGGGAGAACGUGGCCCUCCAGGCAGUGCAGGUUACCCUGGUUUGCCCGGUCCCCCCGGUCCCCCUGGUUUUCCAGGAAUGAAAGGUGAGCCAGGUGACAUUAUCACCUCUCCCCUCCCUGGACAGAAAGGUGACCCAGGAUUUCCAGGUCCACCCGGAAUACCAGGCUCUCCAGGUCCCCCUGGUAUAGAAGGUCCAAUUGGUCCUCCCGGACCCCCAGGUUUGACGGGUCCUCCUGGUCACCCAGGACUACCAGGUCCUAAGGGCAAUAUGGGCUUGAACUUCCAAGGGCCCAAAGGAGAAAAAGGUGAACGGGGACUUCAAGGACCCCCAGGGCCACCAGGACAGAUCGGCGAACAGAAGAGAAUUAAUGAUGUAGAAUUUCAGAAAGGAGAUCAGGGUGUUCCAGGUGACCAAGGCCCCCCAGGGCCUCCAGGGCCCCCAGGGCUUCCUGGCCCUCCUGGUGGCGUAAAAGGUGAAAAAGGUGAGCAAGGAGAACCAGGCAAAAGAGGGAAGCCAGGAAAAGAUGGGGAACCUGGAUUGCCAGGUUUGAGUGGUUUUCCCGGUGAACCUGGUACGUCUGGCUUGCCAGGAAGAGAUGGAGAAAAAGGUCAAAAAGGAGAAGCUGGUUUGCCUGGACCACCUGGACGUGUGAUUCCAAGGCCAGGCCCUGGUACAACUGUCGGACCAAAAGGGAGCAAAGGUUUAGCAGGAUAUCCCGGAGAGAAAGGAGAUCGUGGUUAUCCUGGCCCCCAGGGCCCUCCUGGUUUUCCAGGCCCCCCAGGAAUUCCAAGCAUAGGUCCUUCUGGUGCCCCUGGGCUACCUGGUGAAAGAGGACAGAAAGGGGAUCAGGGCUUUCCUGGGAUCUCUCUACAAGGGAAGCCAGGAAUUGAUGGACGACCAGGAUCCCCUGGACCACCAGGGCCACCAGGGCCACCAGGAUCAACUGUUCCACCUGUUGAUUGGCUUUGUGAACGAGGACCUCCUGGCUCUCAAGGGCCUCCAGGAGAGCAAGGAUUUUCAGGGGAAAGAGGCCAGAAAGGCGACAAAGGAGAGACGUGUUUUAACUGCAUCGGAAGUGGCAUUCCGGGCCCUCCAGGAGAAAAAGGCUUCCCUGGGCUCCCUGGCAAUCCCGGGCCUCCCGGUCUUGUUGGGCCAAAAGGUGACAAAGGCGUUUCUGGCAUAAUUGGACUUACUGGGCCUCAAGGUCUUCCUGGACCUUCAGGCUCUCCCGGACGUCCUGGUGCAAAAGGUGAUCCAGGUGAUAUGCUUGGUUUCCCUGGAAUGAAAGGUGAAAAAGGAAGUCCAGGUUUCCCAGGUCAACCAGGGCUGCCAGGGUUAGAUGGUUCUCCUGGGAAAGACGGAUUCCCGGGUCUUCCUGGACCCAAGGGGGAGCCAGGUAGCAUUGCUUUCAAAGGAGAUCGGGGGCUUCCUGGGGAUCCAGGUCUUCCUGGACUUGCUGGAGAGCGAGGACCUCCAGGGCCUCCUGGAUUUGGACCACAAGGACCUUCAGGAGAGAAGGGGCUUCAAGGUGUUCCUGGACGUCCAGGUUCCCCAGGAGCUCCAGGGCCCAAAGGCGAACCUGCCCAAUCUGUUCCUGAAAAAGGACCUCCAGGACCGCCCGGCGCCCCAGGCAGAAAUGGGGAAGUUGGUCUUCCAGGAGAACCUGGUCAGCUUGGGCCACCCGGUUUGCCAGGAAUCCCCGGUCAAAAAGGUGAACCUGGCUUCCCUGGCAUUGGACUUCCAGGCCCACCGGGGCCCAAAGGUUUGCCUGGGUUAUCAGGUGCUCCUGGACUUCCAGGAAACCCUGGAAUAACAGGUGCUGAUGGAGCUCCUGGAGAGCCUGGGGAGAAAGGACAAAAGGGAGAUCCAGGACUUGGUCUUCCAGGACCUGCAGGGCCACCUGGUCCACCAGGUUUUAAAGGAGCACAAGGUCCCAAAGGCACUCCUGGCUUCCCAGGAAACCCUGGCAUUCCAGGACGUGCAGGUUUUGAUGGAACUCCUGGACCUAAAGGUGAUCCAGGACUGCGUGGCCAGCCUGGGCUAGUUGGACCUCCAGGGAUUCCAGGAACUGGUGGUCAGGGACCACCUGGCCCACCAGGUCCUCCAGGGCCAGCGGGACCACCAGGCCGAUCAGGAUUGAAGGGCACCCCUGGUGAGAAAGGAGAUCCUGGUCAACCAGGAUAUGAUGCUCCUGGUCCUCCAGGUGAAAGAGGCAACUCAGGAUUUCCCGGGCCACCUGGUCUUCCAGGUGCACCAGGUUCCCCCGGUUCCCCAGGACGAGAUGGAAUUCCAGGAGUACCAGGAAGCAAAGGCGAUAUGGGAGUAAUGGGUGCACCUGGUCCCCAAGGUGGUCCUGGAUCUCCUGGCAGAAAUGGCUUCCCUGGCCCUAAAGGCAAUGAUGGUUUACCAGGACAACCAGGUCAAUCCGGAUCUGCCGGACAAAAAGGCAGCAAAGGAGAACCUGGCUUGCCAGGAGCUCCCGGAAAAAUUGAUACUGACCGACUGGGUUCCAAAGGAGAAAAGGGGGAACCUGGAGAGAAAGGUAAUCCUGGUCCAGCUGGGCAGAAGGGUUAUCCAGGUCUCCCAGGUGACGCAGGGCUCCCAGGAUUAGUUGGACAGCCAGGUGCACCUGGAUUGCCAGGUCUCAAAGGAGACACUGGAAUUCCUGGACACCCCGGACCAGCUGGGCCUCCAGGACAAAAAGGUGCCAGUGGCGAGAUGGGACUGCCAGGUCCCUCAGGUGGAAAAGGUUCACCGGGCAUCCCAGGGCGUCCUGGCCAACCUGGUUCUCCUGGAUUGCCUGGACUAAAGGGAGAGAAGGGUGAUCCAGCCCUUUCAGGCAUUGGCAUUCCAGGUCCCCCUGGUCCCAAGGGUGAAAGUGGAUUGCCUGGGUAUCCUGGUCCUCCAGGCACUAAAGGAUCUCCUGGAAAUUCCGGACUGCCUGGUCCACCAGGUGUUCCAGGAGCAAAUGGUGAACCUGGCCUUCCUGGGUUCCCAGGGACACCAGGCAUUCCAGGACCAAAAGGUCUUGAUGGAUCUCCAGGAAGCCCAGGUGUUCCAGGGCCACCUGGUCCUCCAGGUGAUCUUGGUCACCCUGGCUCUCCAGGACCUUCAGGGGAAAAAGGACAGCCCGGGCGAGAUGGUAUCCCUGGACCAGCAGGACAGAAAGGUGAACCAGGUCAACCAGGAUUUGGACUUCCCGGACCUCGAGGCCUCCCAGGACUCUCAGGUCAAAAAGGUGAUUCGGGCUUCCCUGGACCCCCAGGAAGUCCAGGACCCCCUGGUCUGAAGGGAGAAAUGGGCACCAAAGGAUUUCCUGGUGUCCAGGGCCCAGUGGGUCCUCCAGGACAUCCUGGGCCACCAUCAGAAGGACCCAAGGGUAGCCCUGGGCCACCAGGCAUACCAGGACGGCCAGGUGCCACAGGUUAGCUCAUUAACUCUAGAGUA
Messenger RNA from Python bivittatus (Burmese python), 3789 nucleotides. NCBI's taxonomy places the organism in Eukaryota, Metazoa, Chordata, Lepidosauria, Squamata, Pythonidae. The record is from RefSeq and is a predicted model, not a curated record.